GAAGUAGCGCAGCCAGCAGCGUCAGUUCCGAUUUCCGCAAUAACAAAGUAAUAGGUUUCUUGUCCUGUUCAAGAUACAGAUACAAUCCAAGUGAAAACUUUCUUCUGAAAAGAUCAUGGACUUGAAUGAAGCGUCCGCCGAUAUCAAGCAGGAGGCAGACGAGAAUAGUGUGUGCAUGAAGGGAGAAAACGAAAAAGAAGCAGAUAAUAAAGAGGCCGGUCACACUAGUGAUGAACCUUUUGAUCCACCAGACGAAGCCGCUGCUAGUAUUUGGAAACAUGCAUUGCCUAAAAGAUCGAAAAUGAAAUACUAUGCCACGUACGACCGAUUUAUGCAGUGGACUAAAGUAAAGAACAUAAAAUCAGUGUCUGAAAAUGUUUUAAUGACUUAUUUCCAUGAUCUUGCAAAAGUAAUGAAACCAUCAACUCUUUGGUCUCAUUACUCGAUGUUAAAAACCACAUUGAAUAGUCAGAAUAAUAUCAAAAUUGAAAAGUAUACGAAGUUAACAGCUUUUUUAAAAAGACAAGCCACUGGAUUCAAGAGUAAACAAUCAAAAAUCCUAUCCUCAAAUGACAUUGAGAAAUUCCUCCACGAAGCUCCGGACCAUCAAUAUUUGGCAACAAAGACUGCUUUAAUUAUUGCAAUAACUGGUGCGUGCAGGCGAGAUGAACUGUACAGUAUUAAAGUUGACGAUGUGAAAGAUUUUAAUUCAAUGUUUCUGGUCACACUUCCAAAAAUAAAGAGAAAAAAACUCGUACGUUCCUUCACCAUUGUUGGAGAAUUCUACGCUAUCGUUAAAAAGUACUGCGAUUUGCGGCCAAAAGACACCGCCUCACACCAUUUUUUCUUGAACUACCAGAACGGGCGGUGCACCAGGCAAGUAAUCGGGAUUAAUAAAUUUGGUGCUAUGCCAAAACAGAUAGCAUCCUAUCUACAGUUGCCCGAUCCUCAGUCCUACACUGGACAUAGCCUUGGAAGAACUUCAGCGAAUUUACGUAUUGAUUCUGGGGCACGCAGUGAUAAACAACACAGUGGGUCGAAAUCAGCCACCGUUCUCGAAGGCAACAUUGACGAGUCUUUACAAAAUAAGAAAAUAGUGAGUAAUCUAAUCACGGAAUCGAUCGUUUUAAACGCAUCAAAUUCACGAGAAACUUCUCGCAACGAAUCAAGAUCAACAAAUGCGAAUCCCAUUCGGACUGGUACUCCAACAACUGGAAAAUCCUCCGUUUGCGAGGUCGGAGAAAGUUCACCGCCACACUUGGACGAAUAUGCUAAGGAAAGGAAGUCAAAAACUCAACCAGUUGCAUUUGUAAACGUCAAUGCCGAUUUAGAUGAACAAAAUCUUGCGACUGGUAUACCAACAACUUUACCAAUUAUGUCGCGAAAUCCACAGGUUUCGCAGUUGCCACUGCGAGAUAAAACUUCAACUGCUCAGAGACCGAGAAACUCCGCGCAGACGUUUAUUAAACAGAUAAGAAAUAUCACACCAGCAGCAGGGUCCUCGAAUCAACAAUGCGAACAACACUUAAAGACAUUAAUUUUGAAGACGGUACCACUGAAUGUCAAAGAAGUUGCACCGACCACUAUUCAAAUGCCACUUAGACAAAGUGCGCAAGAAGUUCCGCAAGCUCCUCAACAAGCUACUGAAGUUUGUCUGAGGUGGGAUAGUUAUCACAGCAACAUGCAGAACAGUUUCCCCUCACUUCUGGAUGCAGAGCACUUCGUCGACGUGACUUUGGCAUGCGAGGGUCGCUCCUUGAAGUCGACAGAAUCGAGACCAUUUACGAAAAUUCGCCUGCAACGACCUACCUCUCCAGCCUCUCCGAACGCAACAGUGAAACUUGAGUCCCUGGACAUACCCUUAAGUCCUAUUGAAAUGUUUUCUGACAACAAUCUCAUGAGUCUCCAUGAAGAAGAGGAUCCUUGUGGUAAUGUACGAGACUCUGAAGAUCAGGACUUGAAUUUCGGUAAUGUGGAUGGCCCUCCAGACUUUACGGAUGGAGAAGAUCAGGACCAGAUCGAAUUCGGACCCGCGGACUCUUUGGAACAGGAACAGGAUAUUGUCGACGAUUUGGAACCAAAUUCAAGCGCAGGUGAAAGAGAGGUGUCAAGCACAUUGUACAAAAGUGAAGACUGUGAAGAUGAUGAGAUGAAUGAAAAAGAAACAAGAGAGAUGGAAGCAUAUAAAAAGACAGAAAAUGCCCCAACGGAAAAGUUAAAAGUGUCCGAACAAAGAUAA
Messenger RNA from Belonocnema kinseyi, 2239 nucleotides. RefSeq lists its product as uncharacterized. Gene Ontology annotation, molecular function: DNA binding. The transcript has 6 exons. Lineage: Eukaryota; Metazoa; Arthropoda; Insecta; Hymenoptera; Cynipidae. The record is from RefSeq and is a predicted model, not a curated record. Gene Ontology annotation, biological process: DNA recombination; regulation of transcription by RNA polymerase II; DNA integration. The coding region runs from base 116 to 2239 and encodes 707 amino acids. Gene Ontology annotation, cellular component: nucleus.